This is a messenger RNA of Miscanthus lutarioriparius, 435 nucleotides long. The record is from the annotation of a GenBank genome assembly. Lineage: Eukaryota; Viridiplantae; Streptophyta; Magnoliopsida; Poales; Poaceae.
AUGGACGGCAUCAGCAACGGUGGUGAGAACAACGCCGCCGCCCUGCCGCUCGGCGGCGGGGAAUCCCAGUUUAUGCUGGAUCUCCGCCGCAACCUCCCAUCUAAGCUGUACCGGGUUGGCUUCGCGACGAGCGCCACCGCAGUGGGUGGCUUGGUGGAGCAGCUCGUGGCGGCUGCCUCCUCCCGCUCCCGCCGGCAGGCAGAAGCGGACGUGCCUCUGUCUCAGCUCCCCCUGUUCCUCCUCCUGGUCAUCCUCUUUGGUGCCCUGGGCACCAUAUACACCGGGCGCCGGCUGGAGGUGGAACUUGCGCCAACUCCUCGCUGGCGCAAAGCCGGCGUCGCCAUCUACUUCUUGUGCUUCCUGCUGGCGAUCGCGGCGGCGAGCCUCGUGGGACCCGACAUCUGCGUGCUCGCGCUCAACUUCCUAGACAACUGA